This is a messenger RNA of Sardina pilchardus (European sardine), 3552 nucleotides long. RefSeq names its product actin filament associated protein 1-like 2 (gene afap1l2). Gene Ontology annotation, cellular component: cytosol. The transcript is spliced from 19 exons. Lineage: Eukaryota; Metazoa; Chordata; Actinopteri; Clupeiformes; Clupeidae. The record is from RefSeq and is a predicted model, not a curated record. Gene Ontology annotation, molecular function: SH3 domain binding; SH2 domain binding. Gene Ontology annotation, biological process: positive regulation of interleukin-8 production; regulation of mitotic cell cycle; positive regulation of DNA-templated transcription. The coding region runs from base 175 to 2838 and encodes 887 amino acids.
CAGAGGCUGGAAGGGACAGCUGGAAAGCGCAGUGGGAGCGUUCGAAGUGCCGCUACACUCUGACCAAUUGUCAGGGAGCGACUUCGGAUUGCCUUGAAAACUAUUUAAGGAUCUUUGUAGCAAAAGCUCGCUUGGAGAAAAGAAGACAAUAAACAGGAACAUAGUGCAUUGACAAUGGAGAAGCAUAAAGUGUUGGAGCGGUUGCUGCAGGAGCUGCAGAGGUUCUUGAAGCUGCUGGAUGCGGAGAAGUUGAGCGGAAACGCCACAGUUCAGAAGAGCCUCCUCACAGACCUGCUGCAGUCCUACACAUCCAAUGGUUCAUGUGGGGAUGAGGAGUACAUUUACAUGAAUAAAGUCAUCGUCGGCCCAGCAGACCGAGACCACAGAGCUGAGACAGAGGCCAAUGGGAAGUAUGCUCCCGGCCCUCAGAAGAGUCUUCCAGAGCUGCCUCCACCUCGAUCGUGUGUGGUGGGAAGAGAGCCUUUUCCCUUGCCUGCGGUGCCCAGUGAGUCCCCCGAGGGCUACUACGAGGAGGCCCAGCCUUACGACACCACCAUCAACGACGAGGAGGCCGUCAGCAGCUCCUACGAGUCGUACGACGAGGACGAGGCCUCCAAGAGCAAGUCGGGGGCGGCGCAGCACCAGUGGCCGUCCACCGAGGCCUCCAUCGAGCUGAUGAGGGACGCCCGCAUCUGCGCCUUCCUCUGGAGGAAGAAGUGGCUGGGCCAGUGGGCCAAGCAGCUGUGCGUCAUCCGCGACACGCGACUACUGUGCUACAAGAGCUCCAAGGACCAGACGCCGCUGCUGGACGUGAGCCUGGUGGGCUGCUCCGUCAUCUACAAGGAGAAGCAGCCCAAGCGCAAGGAGCACAAGCUGAAGAUCAUCCCGCAGGGUGGCGAGGCCAUCGUGCUGGGCCUGCAGAGCAAGGAGCAGACCGAGCAGUGGCUAAAGGUGAUUCAGGAGAUUAGCCCCAAAUCCACAGAAGGUUCCGAUGUGUCCGACUCACCGCGCCUCAUCUGCACCAAGGGCGAGCUCGGCGAGCGAUACUCGGUGGCGUCAGAGAGCGGCAGCAGCACAGACAGUCCCGCCGAAGCCCUGGAGGCUCGUGACGUGAAGAAAAAGUAUGGAGCGGGCCUGAAGUUCAGUAAUCUGAUGAACAUCGGGAAGAAGAAGAUCUCCUCGUAUGACAGUCCAGAGAAAUGUGUGGACACCUCAGGUUACCUUAACGUGCUGGUGAACAACCAGUGGCGCUCGCGCUGGUGCCUGAUCAAGAACGGCCAGCUGUGGGUGUACCAGGACAAGAGCAAGGGCAAGCCGGCCCAGCAGCCCGUGCCCCUGGGGGGCUGCCUGGUGCUGCCCGACCCCAGCCCAGAGCACCUCUACUCCUUCCGCAUCCAGAUGGACGGGGAGCAGAUCGCCACCCUGGAGGCCAAGUCGUCGGCCGAAAUGGGCCACUGGCUGGGCCUGCUGCUCUCGCAGACCGGGACCAAGACCGACCCGGAAGAGCUGGCCUACGAUUACGUGAACUCGGAGAGGAUAUCCAGCAUCGUCAACGCGGCAAAGACCUCCAUGUACCUGAUGCAGAGGAGAUACUCAGAGCCCAACACUUACACAGACAGCCCCCCCUCCGACCUCCCAGGAUCGGAUGACAUCUACGAUGACGUGCCGUCCACCGAGAACGAGAUGGAGGAGGGCCUGGAGAACGGCGGCGAGGUGCUGACGGUGGAGCAGGACUCGAAGGACCGGCUGUACCUGGACCUGGUGCCCGUGCGCUCCUUCCUGCACACCUCCACGCCGGGCCACACGUCUCCGCAGCCCCAGGGGCAGGCCCCGCCCCAGCCGCCGCCACGCGACGCCAGCCCGACCGAGGCGCCCGCCGAGGAGCCGCAGGAGAGCGCCUACCAGGACGUCCUGCCCAACGAGCAGCAGUACGAGACCAGCCUGCCCUGCAACACCACCCCGCCGCCCAAAGCUGACCCCGAGCCCCCGUCCUACACCAGCCCUCGUCUCCACACCCAGACCACGACCCAGACCCCGACCCAGACACCGACCCAGAACCAGACCCAGAACCAGACCCAGAACCAGAGCCAGACCCAGAACCAGAGCCAGACCAAGGCCCAGCACCAGCCCAGCAGCUUCCUGAGCCAAGAGACCUCCAAGAAGGCGCUCACCACCUCCAUCUCCAGCUCCAGCGCCCAGCUCCAGCCCCCCGCGCCCUCCCAGACCCCCCAGAGCCCCGCCGCCGCCCGGGGGAGAGCUGCCAGCGCGGACAAGGCCCGAGUUCCCAUGGCAGCGUGCUCGGGGUCGAUCGAGGUGAAGCUGGGCAAGAACCGGACGGAGGCCGACGUGCGGCGCUACAGCGACGAGCGCGACGGCCUGGAGAAGGAGCGCGAGGAGGUGAAGAGCAGCCUGGCCACCUUCCGCAAGGAGCGGCGCGAGGCCAAGGAGGAGCUGAGCACCUGCCAAGACCCGGCGAAGCAGGCCAUCCUGGAGGCGUGUCUGAAGCUGAAGGAGGAGGCGUGUCGGGAGGCGGAGCGUCGGCGCGUGGAGGUGGAGCUGCGUCUGAUGGAGGUCAAGGAGAGCCUGAGGAAGGUGGAGGCCGGCCCCUUCACCCUGGGCACCACCGUGGAUAGCAGCCUGCUGGACACCACUGCGUCCAAGGCAGCGCCCACGUUUACUCCAGCACCGGUCCCAGUCCCAGCUGCCCUGACCAGUAAUGGAGACACGUCGCCGGUCAACUCGGCCACGGCUUUGAAGAACAGGCCCCUGUCCAUCAUGGCCAGCAAAGGAAACGUGCUCGCGAAGGCAAAGGAAUGGGAGAAGAAGACGACGUCCUAGGGACGCGGGGCGCUCCACUUGACACAACCUAUGCUGAUUUCUGAAGGCCCUUUGGCUCGGACCAGGCUGCUUCCGCCUAGCAGGACCAGAGGCGGGAAUAACGGCCCUAUCCCGUCCUCUUGUGUCUGCCAGCCACACCCCUUAAAAACCUGCUUUUCCAAUCAAAGACACUGACAGUACUGAGUGACAGCAGGUAUCUUCUUUGACACAGCCCACCACUCUGUCUCCCAGGACAACUAAUGCCACUGGACAAUGUUUGAAUUUGGGAGCGACAGAGGACGACAACAAAACAAGAAACUAUUUAAUAUUUGUUUGUUUGUUUGUUUUUAUAUAUGAAAAAAGGGAGGGAUUUUAAUAACAUUGCAUUUUUUUUCCAGACUUUUUUCAAUGACAUGUUUCGCAAUACAGCAGUAUGCACAUAAACGUUCGGCAUGAUGUGUGUUUUUGGUUUUCUGUAUGUGUAAAUGAAAACGUGACCAAACGAGGACCGAGACGCGACGAGUGUCCCCGCAUUUCCGCAUGCCGCCCCUUCAACCCCUCCCGUGCAGUGGACAGUUGGUACAGUCCAGAUUGUAACUUGGUCUAUGUAAGCUGGGAGCCAAGAUGUAAAUACAUACUACGCCAUUCAGUUCUGUUUCUUUUUGACUUGUUACUGUAUGCUAGCUAAAACAUGCACUUUUUAUUCAAAUAAAAAAAACUUGGUAAUUACAGCAA